AUGUUAUUGUGUAUAUUCCUAUUUCUAAGCAUCUAAGCUAAAUAAAUCAAACAACCAUCUUGUAGAUACAUUAAUGAAACUAUUGAUCCAGGUAAUUACACUCGUUAAGCUUAAGAAAAGUUGUCUAUACAAUAUGGAGCGUAUUUAUUUUUAUUGAUUCAUUUUAAUUAGAUACCCAGGAGUAUUUGCUAUUGAUUUACAUAAAAGAGUUAAUGGAUAAAUUGGAAGCUAAAGUUACAAUCUAGAUGAUUUUGAAAAAGUAGAAGAAGAUAUUUUAGGUGAAUAUGGAUGUUUUGCCAUUCAAUAAAAUUUAGAAAUUUCAUACUAAUUAAAAUUAUGGUUAGAUAAGACAGGAGUUACUAGAGAUAUUUAUUUUACAGAUCUUGCUACCUCUGAAAGUUCUUCUAGAAUAUAUGUAGUAAGAAAUGACUUUAAAAUAUUCUCUAUUAAUCUAUAGAGAGGAUUUUUUGGUAUUAGUUUAGAUAGCUAAUAAUAAUCAUUUGCUUCAUUAUUGAAGUAUGAUCCAGAGGAUGAUUUCAAUCAUCCAUUCCUUAUUGAUGAUAUGGGUGAAAAUAGAAUCUAUAUUAUUACUUCUAAUGGUGGAGCAAGUUUAAAUACAGAUACUGAAUUAGAACUAGCUGAAUUUAGAUUAGAAACUGAAGUUAAAAAGAAAGAUUACAUUUUUAAUGUUCAUUAUAAUGUGAAACAUAAAUUGAUUUAUGUUGCUUGUGGUCAUGAUGGAUUAGAUGUCUAUAAAAUUUAAAAUAAUUAACUAAUAUUUGUAUCUACUAUUACACCUAUUUAAUUGGGAAUACCAUAAGGAUAAGUUAUUGAUGUUGAUUCUAAUGGAGAUGAUAGAUUAUAUGUUUUAGAUAAAGAAACAGGAUUGAGAUUUUAUAAAAUCUAUAAUUUAGAAAAUGGAUAAGUUGCUCAUCUUUUUACUAUUACCAUUUCUAAAACUAAAAGUUUUGAUCAUUUUGAAAGCACUUUCUUUAUUGUUGCUAAAACUGUUAAUAAUUAAGAUUUUGCAGUUGAAGUCUUUGUAGAUUUUUAAAAUGCUGAUUACUUUUUCAAUAAUUAUUAUAUUGAUGAAAUGACUAUUAAUGAUGUUAAUGUAUUUGAAUACUAUGCAGUUUUAAUUGGAGAUGAUGGACAUAAGAUUAUUUAACAUUCAAUUUAUUCAGGUAUUACUCUUAAAUCUAUUAUAAGGUUUUUUGGAUGAAAAACUAUUAUCACAUACAUCCUUUUAAGAUCCAGAUUUAUUUAAAUUAAAAGAAUUCUCAUAUGAAGAAUAAGAAAAUAUGAAUAUUCGUUUAUUAGUAGGAAUAGCUAGAUAUGAAUUCAAAUUUAUGACAAUCAAAAUGAAUCAUCCUAUUGUUGAAUGUAAAUUUGAAGAUGCUGAAGUUAAUUAAUAUAUUGUUUUAUUAAAUUCUACAAAUUGUUAAGGAAAAGAAGAAACACCUAAUGUAUGGUAAUCAUAAUUUACACUUUGUAAUAUUACUCAUUCAUUUACAUUUACAACUACUGAAGUAUAUAUUAUUAUUAUUAUUUAGAUUCCUGGAAACUAUUAUACAUAUGCAUAUUAUACAAUUGCAAUUUAUGUUUUAUUUGUUAUUAUUGUAUGGCUAAUUAUUUUUAUGUAUGUAUGCUUUAAAAAAUGGGGUCACAAAUUAUCCUUUUUAACUUGGAAGAAAAAAAUUGUUGAUUCAACUGCUCCUUAUAAUGAAAGUUUUGAUGUUAAAGAAUAAGAAAUGGCUGAUCAAAAAUCAAGAUCUUGA
Molecule: messenger RNA, 1778 nt
Organism: Paramecium primaurelia
Lineage: Eukaryota; Ciliophora; Oligohymenophorea; Peniculida; Parameciidae
Source: the annotation of a GenBank genome assembly